Helicoverpa zea (corn earworm) is the source of this 1734-nucleotide messenger RNA. RefSeq lists its product as uncharacterized. The transcript has a single exon. Bases 1 to 1722 code for a protein of 573 amino acids. The record is from RefSeq and is a predicted model, not a curated record. Lineage: Eukaryota; Metazoa; Arthropoda; Insecta; Lepidoptera; Noctuidae.
AUGGUCAAGAAGUUCGGUGUUGGCGGAAAAACUAGUAUACAAGCAGACGUCAUCGUCCUAGGAUGUACUCUCCCAGGCAUUGUAGCAGCGCACAAACUGAAGAGCAAGUUUGGAGACUCCAUGGAUAUCAUGGUCAUAGAUCUGCCAGGACCUGACUCCAAGCACGUGUCUAAAUGUAACGUCGCCUUCACAAACAUGAUGGACUCAGACUACGACAACGAGGAUUCAUCGUACGACUUAACAGCCAGGCAGCUACUAGACAACGUCGCCAGAUUUUACCUUAUCAAGUACGCCAAAGAGUUCAAAUUACCCCUGCCCGACUGCAUCAUCUACCCCGACUUGGCCGAAGAAAACUCAGAACUAAUGGCACACAGCGGAUACCUAAUGCGAUCACAUCAUGCACCUGACGUGAUAUUACCAGAAGAGCCUGGGGAAGAAGUACCGCUCCAGAAGCUCUUCCAAUACCCUGACGGUAAUACAGUAGAAUUUUUAAAUAACGUACAUGAUUUUGAAUACCUUAGCUUCUUAGAGAAGUUUGAAUUAAAUCAGUACCAAACAUUCUUAGAUAGAUGUAUGACCGAUCUUUUCCAAACUAGCAGAGUAAAUAUAGAGGAAGAAAGAAAAACAUUGCUGUACUACGAUAGGACUACCAUGGAGAAAAAUAUCUGCGAGACGCUCCUCUUCUCAAAUACGAGGGAAAUUAUGAGGAUUAUAGUUAGAUUAGUCUGUGGUGCUCCAGCCAACAGCGUAUCCCUUCUCUUCUAUCUUCAUCAAUGUUACAGGACAAGCAGUGCCAAGAACCAUCUCGGUGGUUUAAACACAAGGUUUCGGGAAAAGCUUCUAGGGCAAUGUAGGAAACGGCUUUCUUCCAAACUUAACCAAAGUAUAGCUGAUAUAACAUUGCAAUCUAUGUCUAUUAAGGGGAUCCGCACAUAUGCUGAGCAAGUAAUCCUUGAAACGAUAAAGGGUGAGACUACUUACGUGUGCAACUUGUUAGCGAUGGCUCUGAGACCAGAGCAGCUUCACAACAUACAAGUAGAAGAUCGGCUGCUGUCAGAAGAAUUCGCGAGAAUAACCAAAGAAAUGAAACCUGGGUAUGCAAAAAAGUUUAACAUUCUAUACAGGGAAAACUUUUGGACUAGACUAGGAUACAGCGGAGAUAUAUUUAGUAUGCGUGGUCCAAUAAUUUGGGCGAUGCAGAAACCAAAACUGUCUACUACAGGAAGUUUGGAGAAAUAUUCAGGGUUGAUUGGUUAUCUGAUGGUACGCGACGAUGGCCAGGAUUCUAAAGAAGCUGUCAUAGAGCAGCUAGUAAAUAUGUUUGGCCCAGAAGCGGCGUUUCCUGCGAGUUACCGAGAGACACCUGUAGCCGAUGUGUAUGUUCCACGCUGUGGGGAUUACGUUGCUCUAAGAGAACUAACAACUGUAGGGAGCCCAAAAUUUUUAGAAUGGGCAGCUCUUGAUAUAUUCGCUGACGGUGACGUGGCAGCCGCGUUGGAAGCUGGCCAUUCUGCUUACUUACACUUGUUGGGGUGUUUGCGACCUCAAGCUCAGACGUACGAUGACAUCAUUGCGACCGAUUGGCCAAUAUUUAUCAGCGAAAGUCCAUUGCAGAGGUGGUUAUCGCAGAUCAACGUAAUCAGCGGCAUCAAAAUAACCGCGGUCACUACCGCCGUGUUGGUCGGCGUCUCACUUCUACGCUACAUGAAGAACCGAAUAUGAUUUUUUAAGAGU